Messenger RNA from Teleopsis dalmanni, 1095 nucleotides. RefSeq lists its product as uncharacterized. The transcript has a single exon. The coding region runs from base 1 to 1095 and encodes 364 amino acids. The record is from RefSeq and is a predicted model, not a curated record. NCBI's taxonomy places the organism in Eukaryota, Metazoa, Arthropoda, Insecta, Diptera, Diopsidae.
AUGACAAUCGCCACGAUAAAUUUGCAACGUACGCAAUCCACAAUCAUGGAUGUUCUCAUUGAUAGUCAUCACGAAAAAAUUAACCCGCUUCUAAUUACGCCGCAACAGUUAAUAACGGAAGGAGAAAAAAUCCGAGCACAUUUACCGUCUCAUUUACAAUUUCCAGUAGAACAAGAUGAUAUAUUAACUCUUUAUAAGCUGAUGCAAGUAACUGGGCAGGUAUCAAGUGACCAUGUAAUAUUCAAUAUUAUGAUACCACUCGUUGAACGAAAAACCUUUGAAAUAUUUCAUGUAGUACCUGUGAUCUCUAGCGCGACCAAGGUAUUAACGUCAAUAAAGCCAUCAACAGAAUAUCUGGCUAUCAAUUCUCACAAGGAUGAAUACUUCCCCAUAACAAAAUUAGCACUGCAAUCGUGUAUUACAACUGAAGAGGACUCAUACCUUUGCUCAAAUGUUCAAUCUAUUUAUCGUCGUGGAGCAAAUGUGUGCAAGUGUGAAAUCAAUUUGUACAAUAAUGGAACAGGUGACGAAUGCAAAAUAGUUGAAUUAAAGGAAACUACCAUUUGGACUCAGCUGAAACACAAAAAUCACUGGAUAUACGCUACCAAAUAUCCGAUGCAACUCAAUGCAGUAUGCGGUUCGAAUGCAUUUCCAGUGAUACUGAAUAGUACCGGCAUGGUAAAAAUUGCAUCAAAUUGUGUCAUCAGAGACAACACGGUUCUUAUUCAAGGACACCAAGUCAUAACAAGUCUGCUCAAAUCAGCAUAUACGAGCAUAGGAAUUUCAACACCUGAAAUUAAGCCAUCUAAGCGGAUAAACAAUUCUGAAAUUGAAUAUCUUCCACAAUUAAGAGAACUAACAAUUCUGCAAAAACAACUAACGAAGGAUACAUUACCUGAACUAUCAUCAAAGGUACAGCAAACUGAAAAGCAUAGCUUGUCAGUGGGGUACGCAGCCUUGUUUUUGAUUAUUGGAAUCAUCAUCUUAAAAAUAACUAAACUAAUACGAAACAAUCAGACGCCAGGUCAACCGAAUGUUCAGACACCUCAGCCGCUUCCAAGAUCAAGGUCAACAUUUGAUAUCACAACAACAUAA